AUCACUGCGUUGUCAUCGGUCCAGUUUUACCCCGCCCGUCCGUCCGUCCGGUGCCCAGUCGCUAUGGACGCAAGACACUUUAUUGAACUACUCCAACUUGGACUAUCUGACGUUUAGUAUCGCUUUUCACCAUCGCGACGACAAAAAAGACACGGCGGACGCGGGGUGAUGAUUCUGAACAGCGAUCCCUAAACAACAGAGUUUACGGUCGCUGGUUACCCAUAAACCUCUAUCCGGGACACAAGACAAUGCGCAGACAUUUCUGGACUGUUCAGUAGAUGCAUAGUUGCUUCAGUGAUGUUACUCGCCUCAAUGGGAUUCCGUUACCCUGUCGGUUUUAGUUUUUUUGUGGAAGUAAUUAUUAAAAGCUAUUUAACUUGACUGGAUUUACCCCUCGCGUGACGCUGCCUGUUAGCCAAGGCUUGACUACAACUCCAGCACGCGGCUCAGAAAUUGGCCCACAUUGAGACACUUUUGUCUUUUAGGGAACUUGUGAGAUUUAGAAAUGACGGCGCAGCUUAAAAUGAGUAGAAAGCGUUAGAGGAAAUGUACGGGUUUUAAUAAAGCAGACCUUGGGUUCCCUGUGAAUGAACGCGGACAGAAUGGCGUCUUACGUGGACAAUAGUUUUCGGCACGCGAUCAUGAAGAAUCCUACCGACAGGACGCAACAGGAUCUGCAGAUUGUGUACUCGUACCUCCAUGGGAUGGAAGCACUAUCCAACCUGAGGGAGCACCAGCUCAGGUUGAUGUGUGAGACGGUUCGAUAUGAGCAGCAUGAAGCAAAUGAGGUUUUAUACUAUCCUGAUGACAUUGGGACAUGCUGGUAUAUCCUCCUGUCUGGCUCAGUCUUUAUAAAGGAGUCCAUGUUUCUGCCACGCAGCAGUUUUGGUAAGCGUUCUGCGGGUAGUUUGCGUCGUGGGUGUGAGUGUAUCGUCCUGGAGGCUUCAGAAAUGAUUGUGGUGGACUACAUAGACGAUAACGACGAGUAUUUUCAAAGGCAAGCCUCUCAUCGGCAGUCCAGGAGAAGGUUCCGGAAAAUAAAUCAGCGUGGAGAGCGACAGACUAUUAUCGAUACCGUUGAUCAUUAUCCAAUCAGCAAGCCUCCUCUGCCACCAGGAUACCAAUCGGAAUGCUCAAAAUCCCAGCUCCCUGCAGAUUUCUCAAAGCUUCACCCCACCGACAGUUGCCACGCCCAUAUGAUUUCCAGCCAAUCACGUUCCAGCAUCGCCAGUGAUUCAGGAAGUAGCAGCCUAUCAGAUAUUUACCAGGCCACUGAAAGCGAGUGUGGAGACAUGGAUCUGAGCGGGCUUCCUGAAACAGCGGUGGACUCUAACGAGGAUGAUGAUGAUGAUGUAGGCAGAGGGACGGAUGCUCUCAUGAGUCGGGACAUCGUUAGAGACUGUCUGGAGAAAGAUCCCAUGGACCGUACAGAUGAUGACAUUGAGCAGUUGCUGGAGUUUGUACAGCAACUUCCAGCAUUCGCCAGUCUGAGUGUUUCGGUACGGAGGGAACUUUGUGCCGUCAUGGUGUUUGCGGUCGUGGAACGGGCCGGAACCGUCGUACUCAAUCAUGGUGAAGAGCUGGACUCAUGGUCAGUCAUUCUAAACGGAGCAGUAGAGGUGAUCCAUCAAGACGGCGGCAGUGAAAGUGUGUGUAUGGGUGGAAGUUUUGGCGUCUCACCUUCUAUGGAGAAACAGAUGAUGACUGGAGUCAUGAAAACCAAAGUGGACGACUGUCAGUUUGUGUGUAUUGCACAGCAGGACUACUGCUGUAUUCUGAAUCAGGUUGAGCAGAACACACAGCGUGUGGAGGAAGAGGGUGAAAUCGUCAUGGUGAAAGAACACCGAGAACUUGACCGAACGGGUACCCGCAAGGGGCACAUUGUUGUAAAGGGUACUGCUGAAAGGCUGAUGCAGCACCUAGUAGAGGAUCAUUCUGUCAUUGACCCCACAUAUAUUGAGGACUUCCUGUUGACCUAUCGUACCUUCCUGCCCAGUCCUCUGAUUUUGGGACAGAGACUUCUGGACUGGUUUAAUGACCUCAGUUUACGGGACAAGGUUACGCGAGUUGUGUUAUUAUGGGUUAACAAUCAUUUUAGUGACUUUGAGGGAGAUCCUGAUAUGACCAGUUUCUUGGAGGAGUUCCAAAUUAAUCUGGAGAGAGAGAAAAUGACUGGUCAGUUGCGGUUGCUCAACAUAGCUUGUGCUGCUAAAGCCAAACCCAGAAUGAUUACAAUAACAAGGUCUGCUCGAGAGAUGUCCCUCCCCUUUACACUUAUUGGAGGAGCUGAACGGGGGACACGCCUCUUUAUCAGCAGUGUGGAGGUGGGCAGCAAGGCGGAGGAGGCGGGGCUUAAGCGUGGGGACCAGAUAUUGGAGGUGAAUGGGCAGACCUUUGAGAAUGUACAGUUGUCCAAAGCAAUUGAAAUUCUCAGGAACAACACACAGCUGUGUAUGAGUGUCAAAACCAACCUCCUGGUCUUCAAGGAGCUGGUGGCCAGGGUGGCAGAGGAAAGGAAAAACGGCGUUCCUCAUCUUCCAAGGAUUGGUGAUGGAAAGAAAGGUAGCCGUUACUCUGUACCUGAACUUGGAGCUAGUACUGAUCUCAUAGGUCAAGAGAAGGUCAGCAAGAAGGUCAAAGCUCAUACAAUGGGUGGCAGAAACAAACUGAUGAAGAUUCUAGACAAGACACGCAUGAGCAUCCUACCUCAGAAACCUUACAGUGACCUGGGCUUGGGGCAGACCCAGGAUGACAGUAUUGUGGGAUUGCGGCAGAACAAACAGGCUCCACCCACUAUGCCAGUCAGCGGAAGUCUCUCAUUCAGUAACCCUGACCUGGCCCAAGGCCAACAGCGCAUUAUCGACUACAGUACACAACCACAAGCACCUGGAUUCACUCAAUUGCAAGACCAGGUGCUGCGUGUUUUCAAGGCAGACCAACAAAGUCGUUACCUAUUGAUCAAUAGAGACACUACAGCGAGAGAAGCAGCCAAUCACGCGAUUCGAGAGUUUGGCCUGACUGCAAGUCCUGAAGCCUUUUCGCUCUGUGAGGUGUCAGUCACGCAAGAGGGCGUUAUCAAACAGAGACGACUUCCUGAUCAACUGUCCAAACUUGGAGACAGGAUACAGCUUAGCGCCAGAUAUUAUCUGAAGAACAACAUGGAGACAGAGACGCUGUGUUCAGACGUGGAAGCGCAGGAGAUGCAGCGAGAAUCUCUGGUCUCUCUGUUAUCCCUGAGCUCCAUGGAGAUAGCCAAUCAGUUGUCGGCACGCAACUAUCUGCUCUUUUCAAGCAUUGAACCAACCGAUUACAUCUUUGACCUCUUCAAACUCCGCCCACAGGAGCCUACUUCCAACCUGCGCAAAUUUGAAGAUCGUGUAAACCAGGAGACCUUCUGGGUCGCCACAGAGGUGGUACGGGAAAGCAAUCUGGCCAAAAGAGCGAAGAUCAUCAAGCACUUUAUAAAGAUUGCCCUUCAUUGCCGCGACUGCAAGAACUUCAACUCCAUGUUUGCCAUUAUCAGUGGGUUCAAUCUAGCACCCGUCUCUCGGUUGAGAUCUACAUGGGAACGUUUGCCUGGAAAAUACGAGAAGCUUUUGGCAGAAUUGCAGGACGUGUUCGACCCUUCGCGCAACAUGGCCAAAUACCGCAACCUUCUCAACAAACACAACCUGCAGCCUCCAGUCAUCCCUUUGUUUCCUGUUAUUAAAAAAGACCUUACCUUCCUCCAUGAGGGCAACAACUCUAAGGUGGAUGGUCUGGUGAAUUUUGAGAAGUUGAGGAUGAUUGCAAGAGAGAUCAGACACGUGGUUCGAAUGGCUGCCAUCACCAUGGACCCUGCUUUGCUUUUUAAGACUAGGAAGAAAAAGUGGAGGAGCCUAGGGUCUCUAAGUCAAGUGAGCAGCUCUUCUCUGUCUGACAUCGGCACGAUGGGUGGCAAGAGGAAAGGGAGGCGGAGCUCUUUCCUCAGUUCUAAGAAACUCUAUGAGAUGGAGAUGAUGAGCAGACGUGUGCGACAGUAUUUGGACACGCACACUCACGAGAGUGACGAGGACACACUCCAUGGUCUGUCCUUGCAGUGUGAGCCUGCCAACAACUCAACACUGAAGAUCUCAGGUGAAAAGAGAAGAGUGGAUGCAUCUCCUGUCAGUCAAAGAAGUGCCACUCCGCGUCAGCCGAAUGGAAAUCUCGGUCGCAAGAAAGCAGCUGGCAAAGAGUUACCUCCAUUUGGUGCCCAGUCUCCUCAGUCUCUCCAUAAGAUUUUGUCUCUCUCAGAAGAAGGGCGGGACAGACAACGAAAGCCGCCUGAGGACUGCCAAUCAGAUGCUUCAUCUAUACUCUCCUCUCCUCGCACCUCACCUCACAGUACGCCUAGAAAAGCCCCACAAUUAGUUGUGAGUGAAGCAUCAGAUCAGUUGAGUCUGUUAAGCUCCUCCUCUUCCGAUCUUAUCAUGGCUGAUGACCACACGCAUAUGCAAGCCCAUACGCUUACACACCCUCUCAACGCGCGUAGGACAGAGCCUGACCAAAUAAGCCUGGGGUGCUACUCACUUACUCCGGAUCAGUGUGACCGUGCAUCGUUGGAUGCUGUAGACAGUGGGCGUGGCAGCUGGACGUCCUGCUCCAGUGGUUCCCAUGACAACAUCCAAAGUAUUCCACAGCGCGUUGGUUAUUAUGACAACCGCAGCUGGGAGACACUGUCAGAAAGGAUUGGGCGCAGUCACGUGACCACACCUAACGGUUUCUGGGGUGACGAACUGGAAGGCGACACGGGAACGAUAAAGCGAAGAGGUGGAAAAGAUGAGACUCCAAAUGCGAACAAGAGUAACAUGAGUCGAAAGGAGGGCAGAUUUAGAGAGCCCCCGCCCACACCUCCGGGUUAUACUGCGCUAUCAUUGGCAGAGGCAGAUAGCCACAUUCAUGCUCACGGGCGACGCCCACCAGACUACACAGCGGCGUUGCAGAGGUCUCGCUUUCUCAAAAGGACAUGUGAGCCUCCCCCGUUACACCCAUCCAGUAGAUUGCCAGCAUACACCCACUACCAGUCACCAGGAAGGGCCCAACAGGAUGAAAAUGAGCAGAUAUCUGCUGUUUAAACAGGGACACUUCCUGUAUCUCUGCCCCAGUGUUUCUAUGUGGCAGACUAUGUGGAGACAUGGCCAAAAAUGAACUAUAGCCAAACAUUUCAGGUCUUCAUGGAGAUCACUGUGAACGAAGAGAGGAGCUGAGAAAAUGUUGGCACUUUUAGCAGAUGUUCUUCAAAACAAAGGCAUAAUAAAAUGAAGAAUAAUGUCCCAUUUUAUGUUUAAAGUGGUGAGGUGUUGCACAUGAUGCAAUGUCAGUGUUAUAAUACAGAACCAUGGAAAGUGUUAUUUUAUUUGAAUUUUUUAGUCUGACGUGUUCCUUUAGUAUGUGUGUUUAAGAGUGGAACUUUAUGUUUGUGUAUGUGUGAGAGAGGAAGGAUUGAUGCAGCCCUCUUCAGACACUUGGAGACUGAAAGACAAGACUGAGAAGCUGCCUACAUCUCUCUGUGCUAAUAUCAGUGUUUAAUGUAACUCAUGAUUUUAUGGUCAUUUUAAACAUGCCUUCUCUCAUCUGAUCGUGUUCCUAAAAACAUUCAAAAUGUGGCCACAAGCUUUUGUUUGAAGAGAUUUUAAGUUUUGUAUUUAAAUGUAAUUUUAUCUGUUUAUUGUUAGGCUAUUCAAAUGAUAUAUGGCACAUCAUGAAUUGUUGCACACAUUUUCAGUAGCAAGAGAUUUUUGUAGAUAUAGCUGUUACAUAGAUGAUAGGUGGUCAAGAUAUGGUCAGUAAAUAGUUACAACAGUAUAUUUUACUCUUUAGAAUAUCAUGAAAUUGUUCAGAUGUAUUGCUUAUAGCUCCUUGUGUUUCAACCUAGCCCAAUAUAUAUCACAUGUAUUUACGUCUUUUACAAAGACAACUGGCAAAGUCUUUAACUAUAUAUUUUUAAUACAAUGAUUGUAAAUAUUUUGUUAAAUAUUUCAGAGACCUAUUCUGUUUAUUGGACACAAUUCAGCUGCAAAUGACUGAGAAAAAUAUACACUGUAGCAAUGAGUAUUGUUCUUAUUAAAGAAAUCUCAUUUCUUGUCUCGUUUAUACAAAGUACGACAUUAGACUAUUUUUGCUCCAUCUUUGUUGCUUUCAGCUCUGUUAUCUUAAAUGUGUGCAGGUUCAGUCCUGAAAACUGAACAAAAUGUAGAAAUUUUAUGUGUUUAUGAUACUGAUAGGAUAUAGGUUGUGGCAGACUAGAUCAUGUGCACUACCCUGCUGCGCAGCAUGGAGACGUGUUACUGCUAGAACAUACUGUAUACAGUUAUGCAUGUGGACAUGCUGCUGCUGCACAAUCAGAAGAAUGCAAGAAGUGCUUCAUUAAGCAUACAACAUGCUGUUGCACAAAUAGACAAACAAUCCCACUGUAGCUCUAGACAGGUGAUGCUGGGGAGGUGGAGGGUUUCACAGCAAACUCUUGUAGUGUACAACAGUAAAUAGGUUGAUAGGCUACCCGAUUACACGUCACAACAUAUCAUGUGAGCCGAUUGGCUUGACAUCACAUAUGAGCGAGCUGAUUGGCUAACUGGUCAGAUAACCACUCAGCUUGCUGCAUUCAGAGUUUCAUGCCUCAACUUAGUCAUACCCCUCUGCAUAUCUUAAAGAGAAAAGAAAAACAAUUGGCUAAAAGUUUCAAUGAAAGUACACAGACUCAUUGUCUAUUUUAAAUGUAAUAUUGCACAUGUAAGUUGCCUAUCAUUGUCUAUUUAAAAUGAAUCAGUAACAUCUCUUGUAGUACUAUGGGGCAAAACCAUUUUUCCAUGGCCUUUUUACAGAUAUAAUACAUCUUUAACCCUUCCAUGCUCUUUCAGCUCAAGCUCCUACAUUGAACCUACAGGGACAAAUUUACCCAUUUUUAAUCUUUAAUUUCUAAAGAUUGUAAUACAGGCUCUGUUUGCUUCAUCUCUACUUUUGGUCUUAAAUUGUUCCUCUAGGUGGCAGCAAACACUAGUAUUUUUUUUCUCUCUCUCUGUCACCUUACAUCACAAGAUACAGAUCUGAAAGGCAAGGGAUGGCUCAAUGUGGCUUCAAAAAUCUUGUAAUAA
Messenger RNA from Xyrauchen texanus (razorback sucker), 7112 nucleotides. Its product is annotated as rap guanine nucleotide exchange factor 2-like. Gene Ontology annotation, biological process: positive regulation of ERK1 and ERK2 cascade; small GTPase-mediated signal transduction. The record is from RefSeq and is a predicted model, not a curated record. The coding region runs from base 588 to 5096 and encodes 1502 amino acids. Gene Ontology annotation, molecular function: protein binding; guanyl-nucleotide exchange factor activity. The transcript has 30 exons. Lineage: Eukaryota; Metazoa; Chordata; Actinopteri; Cypriniformes; Catostomidae.